Molecule: messenger RNA, 5505 nt
Organism: Amblyraja radiata (thorny skate)
Lineage: Eukaryota; Metazoa; Chordata; Chondrichthyes; Rajiformes; Rajidae
Exons: 25
Coding region: 1-5304 (1767 amino acids)
Source: RefSeq, a predicted model, not a curated record
AUGAGAGAAGAUUUUGAUGUGCUUGAGCAACAAGCAAAGGCCACCUUGCCAGAUGUUAACUACAGAACUGUCACAGGGAGACAAGGAGGCGAUUCCGGCCGUUCCGUCGGACCCCACGGUGCCGCGGCGUCACAAAGGGCGUUGCCGGGCGGCGGCGGCAGACGCUCGGGGGCCACAUUGGGCGCGGCGGCGCCGGUGGCUGCCCCCAUGCUUGUGUGGCCGCUCCUGCUCACCUCUCUCCUGCUCGGCACAGUGUCUACCCCGCGCUCCGCCAGCGCUCAAGCCCGCCAUGGCACUGCACCAGCACAGUUGGCCCGUACCUCGCCGAUGUACCAUGUGGAAGCAAAGCCCAUCGUCCUCAUUGAAAACUACACGUUAUCUCCUGAUAUAGAUGAAGAAAAUAACUUGGGCACUGCAAAUAAGAACAAUUCAAAAAAGGAGCUACAAGAUAUCAUCAACAAUUUAAAUGAAAAAUGCAAAAUAAACCUAUCCGGCACUUUCGACAGUAUUGGAAAGCUGAUAAAAGCAUUGAAGAAAUUGGAAGCAGAAGAGUUAGCGGCCUGUAAUAUUUCAAAAGAAGCUGCCAACUUUGGAGGAAAUUAUUUUCUAAUAUCUGAAGAAGCAAUUGAAGGUCCUCCAGGAGAAGCAAUUCACACAGAAUUCCCUUUUUUUGAAGAGUUUGCACCCCCUGAAUCUGAAUUAAUUGAAGAGAAAACGACAGAAGAGGAACCAGAGAUUGCACCCCUUGAAGUUGAAGUAAUUGAAGAGGAAACAACAGAAAAUGAAACAGAGAUUGUCAUCCCUGAGAUAGAAAUUAUUGAGGAAACUGCAGAUGAUGUGUCAGGCCCUAAAUUUGAAAUUAAUGAAGAGGACUCAACACAACUUGUACCAGACACUACAAGCCCUGAACUGGAAAGUCCUGAGGUCACCUCAAAUGAUUCAGAAAUCGCAUUAGUAUCAGCUAUAGGGUAUGUAAGUCCUGAAAUGGAACUUGCUGAAUUUAACGCAGCUACCUCAACUAUCGCCCCGAUACCAGGUUUGGGCUUUGUAAGCCUUGAAAUGGCAGAGCAUGAAAUUGAAUAUCACCCGGAGAAGAUAACCACAACUGAAUCUGAUUCGGACAUUGAAACCACGGAAAUGUCAGAGUAUGAAAUUAAUUAUAGGGAGACGACAACUGUAUCAAUACCUGUGUUGUACGUGGCAAUGCCUGAAGAAGCAGUGAUUCAAAAUCCAACGAAAGAAUCAACACAAGAAAUACUUGUCCUAAAACCUGCAGAUGAAAUCCCUAAAACUGUCUCGGAAUUACCAACACUUCCAGUAGUUCCAGUAUUAGAGUAUGAAGAGGUACUUUAUCCAGACCCCGAUGAGAAAAGGAUUCAAAAGGUUUUACAAAACUUUCAGCGCAAAACUCAAGAAGAUCAGCUGACUCAUGAAACAAAAAAGAAAAGAAAAAAAAUGUCGAAAAGGAAUGAACCUUCUGAAGAUUUGCAAGAAGAAAAUUGGUCACCAAUGGAAAAAGAUCAAAAGGCCACAAAUGUAGGAAGUGGCAGAAGCCUUCCAGCCUUUGACGGUGAUGCUGACAGUGACGAUGAAGACCCACCAGAAGAAAGCCUUCCCGACAAUGACAGUGACAUUGUUGAAAAGAAACUGGACGAGCUGGAGGCAAACAUAAUGUCCGAUUCUGAUGAUGACACUGAACUUCAACCAGUAGCCAAUGAAAUGAAGGAUUCAGAUACCAAAGAUGAAGCUUUUGACGAACUUAUGGCAGAGCUGGAUUCAUCAGACGACGAAGUCAAAAACGAAAGAUCCAAACUAAUGAACGGUAAUUUACAACGCAAAUUCACAGAUGAUGAGAUGGUGCAGAACAGCGUCAACAGGCUGCGAUCCGACCAACCACAGGUACCUGCUAAACCGAUAGACAUUGAAUUGAUAAAUGUGAAUGAAAGUACAGGUGAAAUAACCAAAGAAGAAUUGGUAGAUGCCGAUUUAAUAAAACCUAAACACGUCGUUGGCAAACAGUCCAUGAGAGAUAUGGUGGAGGAUCUCAUCGCUGCCAGCCUGAUUGCUGUGUUUGUCAUUUUAGCUUUAAUUGCAAUGUUUUAUACCGUCUCCUUUGUCAGAUCCAAAGAGAAAGAAAAAUGUCCCACAAUAACCAUAAUCGAAAGUGGAUCUCCAGAAGGCACAAGGAAAUAUACCGUUGGUGCCUCAAGAAAGCACGGCACACCCGUUUGCUAUGGUAAAAUAGUCAAGACACCACGUCACCGCCAAGGGCGACACAAACGUGAAAGGAUACCAAUUCAUAAAACAGUUUCAUCCAAUAUUUCUACAGAAACAAGCCAGAGAACCACUGAAACAGUUGCUCUCCCACCUCCUCAGAUAAGAGAUAUUUGCCCACGGCCCCUUCGCUCACGUGUCUCCCGUGCAUACUCGCCUCGCCCACUAUCUCCACAAUCAGUGUGCCCUUGCGUGCGAUCUACACAGUUACAACCCACAUGCCAAACCCUCAUUCCCUGGUCGCAACAACAAUAUCAACCGAGAGAACCUAAAAGAUCAUUAAUAAGAGACUCAUUACAACAAGAUUACCAAGCUACGCCAUUCACAACCCCAAGAAAGUUAUCACUGCAAGAAGUUGAGUUACCCAUUUCGCCAAGGGAAAUACCAUCACCGGAUUAUCAACCUUCACGGCAGACAACUCCAAGGAGGUUAUCACUGAGAGAUUCAACAUUGACUCAAGAAAUGAUACCGAUAGAUUAUCAAGCUUCGCAGUACACAACCCCAAGAAAAAUGUCACUGCAAAAUGUGGAAUUACCUAUUUCAGAUAUGAUCACAACACAGCCACAAUCUCAAGCCUCACAGCCUCCAUCGCCAAGAAGGAUGUCACUGCAAGAUGUAGGGAUGCCUAUUUCACGUGUAGAUACGACAGUGUCAGAACAACAAAUAUUACCGCCCCUAUGCCCAAGAAAGGUAUCAUUGCAAGACACGGGACUGCCUGACACAACACUGCCAGAUUCACCGAUCGUAACCCCGAGAAAGUUAUCGUUGCAAAAAACAAUCUCACCCCCUUCAUCUCCACCUGCUUCAUCGCCAAGAAGGACGUCCGAUGCAGGAUUGCCUGUUCCACAUGAGGAUAUGCCAAUGCCGGAAUAUCCAGAAUCAUAUCACUCAAAGAGAAUAUUGUUUAAUGAGGCGGCUCCAGUAAGUGAUAAUGGAGAAUUGGUCACUUCGGACAUGGAGGCAACACAGCCAGACUAUAGAUGCCAAAUUCCCUCCCCCCCCAGGCAGUCGUCAUUUCCUGCUAUAGCACCAUACUUCCAAACUAGGGAAGGUCCAAUGCAUUCUGUUCCUGACAAAGUUCUAAGGAGUAUUAGCCGAGACAGCCACAAACCGUUAUCUCUAUCAUCCCCCCGUCUUACAACCAUUCGUUCAGCAGUGAGGUCACAAGCAGGCAUGCAGUAUCCAUACCGACCGGAUCCGAAUAGUGAUACUACUAAUCCUUUUGCAACAAGGAGGUCAUCAAGAAAACCAAUUGCUUCAAUGCAUGCUCCUGACCCGAUUUCAGAAGCCUAUGAUACUUUGGACUCGGAUAGUCCAGAGAUUUACAACAGAACACCUUAUAUGUCAGAUGAUGGUGGUGAUUUAAGUGUUGAAUCAUAUGCUGAUCCAGUCAUUCCUUCACAAUACUCUCUAUCCCAAGCCCCCAUAUCACCAUUCCUUCCUCAGCCCAGGCAAGUAGCCCAUUCCAGAUCACAACCAGCAUCAUAUGCUAGUCUACCACACACAUACUCACAUCCUACUCUCCAAACACUCAGGACACAAUCUUUUAGUGGACCAAGUGCGACCCCCUUUCAGCCAAAUCAGUUUGCAUACCAAGGCGGGGUCUCAGCAGGAGAUUUUAGUCCCAGGUUACAAUAUAUUCCUAAAGAAAGUGCUGUUAGAAUGCAGCAACCAGUUAGUGCCCACUCAUCAGUAUACCCAGUAAGUCCUCUUCCUCUAGGUUUCAACCAACAGCCCAUCACCCAGUCACAAAUUAUGUACCGAACACCCAGCUUGCCACCAUCUCAACCGCUUUCAAUCGUCUCUUUGCCAUACCUUCCAGAAGAAUCCCACACGGCCCACAUGCGUUUAAUGCAACAUAUACCCCAGGAAGAGUAUCCACCACCAGCUUACCUUCCUGAUGAAAGGGCAUAUGCUAGCCACUCGUAUAUAGAACAGCAAACACCUUUUACAAACAAUGGUAGACAAUCAUAUGCCUUCCAAAACCAACCAAGCAUGGAUGGUUCAUACGUGAGUAUGCCAUAUUCAGGAACUCGUAUUGCAACAUCACCAUCAAUACAAGGGUGGAUUGCCACUGGUGCUCCCACACCGGGAGAAGUCAGUAUAAGCAAUAUUCCAACUCAAAGAAGUUUUGCAAAUAUUCCAUCUGAAAAUCAGUCAUGGCAUGAAUCAUUUUAUCAACCAGUGGCUUCAUCGCCACCUUAUGCAGUAUCACAACAACAAUCUCGUUUCCCAUCAUACCAACAGUUAUCGUCAAGAUCACGGCAGGGACCUGAUUCCAAUGCGUAUUCAAGAUCCCAAGGCACACUGCAAAGCCCAUUGCCCAAUGUGCCACCACCUCCCUCACCAUCCGCUCGCUCACAAUCCCAAAUCCCGCCAACAUCAUUUCCCUACCCGUCAUUUCAGCCGCUGUCUCCAUUAUCACUAACAUUGCUUCGUGACCAUGCAUCUGACAGGUCACAGGGCGUUCCUUCUCGUAGUCAAGGUUCAAAUCUCUAUGACUCAUUUCGGACCAGCAGGUUUGAAGACAGUGGCUUUUUGAAAGGUUCGCCCAUAUCCCAGUCUUUCAUACACAAAGAUUACUCCAGUCCACCAAGAUCAACUAUUCCCUCAGUUUCGCAGUCAUUUAAUUUGUCACCACAAAGAUUUUCUUCAGGAAAUAAUGAUGUGUUUACAUAUGCUGAUGGUCCCAAAAAUAUGGUAUCAACACCCAUCACAUCAAGAGUGCUGUCAGUCGGUAUAGAUCCUGAAGCAUUUCAUACUUCCCUUCAUUCAACAAGUAGCAUCAGUUCUGAAUCCUCAGAGGAAGGCCCUUACAGGCAGCCAUCUCCUCUGAGAAAUGUGGCAGACAUUUUUCCAACCUCAUCUGAUAGUGUGCAUAAUUCACCUUCGUUUAGAGACAAACAAGCGGGUUUGUCCAGCGACUAUUCCAUCAAUGAAAUCAGCAGCGAUCCCAAUAUAUCUAAUGCACGUUAUUAUACAGCAAGAAGUUUCUUCAAUGAUUCCAGUGAUUACCUAACUAGUGAAUGAAUAAUACAAUUAAAUGUAAGAGAAAAGUAAUUUUAAUGUGAAAAUUAUAUAAUGUAAUAAAAAUAUUCAGAGUGUAGCAUGAUUAGCAGGCAGCGGAUCACUGAAUAUUGAUUUGAUGUGCCUCUGUUACAUGGCUAGAAUAAAUAUAAAUCAGUGAUUGGACAGCAUGUUACAAAUAAAGAGUUAUUCUAUAAUGAUGAA